Molecule: messenger RNA, 2806 nt
Organism: Agelaius phoeniceus (red-winged blackbird)
Lineage: Eukaryota; Metazoa; Chordata; Aves; Passeriformes; Icteridae
Gene: CHD1L
Product: chromodomain helicase DNA binding protein 1 like
Biological process (GO): DNA repair; chromatin remodeling
Cellular component (GO): nucleus
Molecular function (GO): ATP binding; DNA helicase activity
Source: RefSeq, a predicted model, not a curated record
CUGGAAGGUGUAAACUGGCUCGUGCAAUGCUAUGAAGUCCAGCAUGGCUGUAUCCUGGGUGAUGAGAUGGGCCUUGGGAAGACUUGUCAGACCAUUUCUCUACUUCUUUAUUUGACAAAAAAGUUAUCCAACAAAGAGAGAUUUCUGAUACUUUGUCCUCUGUCAGUUCUGAGCAACUGGAAGGAAGAGCUGGAGAGAUUUGCUCCAGGUCUUUCUUUCAUAACAUAUGUAGGCAGCAAGGAAGAGCGACCCAAACUGCAGGAGAAUCUGAAAGGAGACUCACACUUCCAUGCACUCCUGACAACAUAUGAGAUUUGCCUGAAAGAUGCAGCAUUUCUAAAGUCCUUUAACUGGGCUGCCUUGGUUGUAGAUGAAGCUCACAGACUGAAAAAUCAAAAUUCUCUGCUUUACAAGACACUUUCCGAGUUCUCAGUAGGCUUCAGCCUGCUACUCACAGGCACUCCAAUCCAGAACAGCCUCCAGGAACUGUACUCCUUACUCAGCCUUAUUGAACCUGACAUCUUUCCCCAGGAAAAAGUGAAGGAGUUUGUUGAGUAUUACCAAGUUAUUGAAAAGGAGAAUGAGCCAGCCAAAGAAUUGCACAGUCUUCUGCAGCCAUUUCUACUUCGGAGAGUCAAAUCUGAGGUGGCUGCAGAGCUGCCAAAGAAGGUGGAAGUGGUUCUGUACCAUGGAAUGUCAGCUCUGCAGAAGAAGUACUACAAGGCCAUUUUGACAAAAGAUCUAGAUGCAUUUGAAAAUGAAACGGGAAGGAAGGUUACACUCCAGAAUGUCUUAGUUCAGCUUCGGAAGUGUGUUGCCCACCCAUACCUCUUCAAUGGUGUUGAGCCAGAACCCUUUGAGAUUGGAGACCAUAUUGUUGAAGCCAGUGGCAAGAUGUGUUUGUUGGAUAAACUCCUUUCAUUCUUGUAUGCUGGAGGCCACCGUGUGUUGCUCUUUUCUCAGAUGACUCAACUCCUUGAUAUCCUGCAGGACUACAUGGACUAUAGAGGCUACAGCUACGAGCGGCUGGAUGGCUCUGUUAGGGGUGAGGAGAGACACCUUGCCAUCAAGAACUUUGGUCAACAGCCCAUCUUUAUCUUCCUGCUGAGCACCAGAGCAGGUGGAGUUGGCAUGAAUCUAACAGCAGCAGAUACAGUUAUUUUUACUGAUAGUGAUUUUAACCCACAAAAUGACUUACAAGCAAUAGCAAGAGCUCACCGGAUUGGGCAGCACAAGCCUGUAAAAAUUAUCCGUUUGAUUGGGCGAGAUACAGUUGAAGAAAUCAUCUACCGAAGAGCUGCCUCGAAGCUCCGGCUGACCAAUGCCAUUGUUGAAGGGGGGCAGUUUGCUCUGGGAGCACCCAAGCCUCAAGGAACAGCAGAGUUACAGCUGAGUGAAAUCUUGAAAUUUGGCCUGGAUAAAUUGCUCUCCUCUGAGGGAAGUACUGUACAGGAUGUGGAACUGGAAAACAUCCUUGGAGAGACAAAAGGAGGGCACUGGAUAAUGGACACUGUGCUGCCACAAAAGGAAGAGAAUGAAGAGGAAAAUACAGAGAAUCACAUGUACGUGUAUGAAGGCAAAGAUUAUUCAAAAGAGCCCAGCAAAGAAGACAAAAAAGCAUUUGAUCAGCUUUUGGAUCUUCAGAAAGCACUGAUUGAAGAGACCAGUAAGGAAGGGAGAGCUCUCCGGAACAAAGCAAACGCCCUUCUCACAGGCCUUCGGGAACAGUCGGCCAGGAGGAAGCACUUGCUGAGUGAAGAGGAGCUGGAGGCUCGGAGGAAGAAGCGCCAAGAAGCAGCAGCAAAGAGAGCAAGGCUCAUGGAGGAAAAGAAGGCAGCAAAAGCAAAGGCAGAGCACAAGAAAAAGAUGGCCUGGUGGGAGGCCAAUCAUUACACAUCUACCUGCCUUCCUUCAGAGGAAAGUGGCUCCGAGGAGGAGUUUGUGGAGGAUGAGUUGGGGCAGAAUGUGGAUUUAGAUUACCAAGAUGGAGACCAGAACUAUAUUAAAUACGUCAUGGGAGAUGUAACCCACCCCCAAGCAGGAGAGGAAGAUGCCAUCAUUGUCCAUUGCCUAGAUGACUCCGGCCGCUGGGGAAGGGGUGGUUUAUUCACUGCUCUAGAGGCUCGUUCUGAUCAGCCAAGGAAAAUAUAUGAGAUGGCGGGAAAGAUGAAAGACCUGGAGUUAGGAGGAACCCUGCUAUUUCCUAUUGAUGAUAAAAAAUCCAGGAAAAAAGGACAAGAUUUGCUGGCCUUGAUUGUAGCUCAGCACCGAGAUCGGUCCAACAACUUGUCUGGCAUUAAGCUGUCAGCUUUGGAAAAGGGCCUGAAGAAGAUUUUUUUAGCAGCCAAAAAAAGGAAUGCAACAGUUCAUCUUCCACGGAUCGGGUAUGCAACAAAAAGCUUCAACUGGUACGGCACCGAGCGGCUCAUCCGAAAGCACCUGGCAGCUCGGGGUGUGCCCACUCUUAUAUACUACUUCUCUAGGAAUAAAGGUUCUUCCUCUGCUUCACAGCCAUAUUCAUCUUCAACAACAGUCUCAAAGCCAUGAAGAUGGAGUAAUUUCACCAAGAACAUGGACAAAAAGUGACCAUCACUCAGGCAGUCCAUGUGCAUUCAUGUCAGAAACAUGGGUUGCACAGCCAUUAUUCACAUCUGUACCUCUCUGCUGUGACUGGCCCCAACAUUUGCAUGUUGUCAGUGGCUCUGGAGUGGAAUGAGACUCUCUCUGGCUUCAGAGUCCAAAGAGGAAGGAUCUUGGCUCAAUCCCAGACCUCUUUCAGAGAUGGAAAAUUAAACUUUUAACUGAU